Messenger RNA from Xiphophorus couchianus (Monterrey platyfish), 2052 nucleotides. Its product is annotated as cystatin-like. Gene Ontology annotation, cellular component: vesicle; cytoplasm. Lineage: Eukaryota; Metazoa; Chordata; Actinopteri; Cyprinodontiformes; Poeciliidae. Bases 52 to 471 code for a protein of 139 amino acids. Gene Ontology annotation, molecular function: cysteine-type endopeptidase inhibitor activity. The transcript is spliced from 4 exons. The record is from RefSeq and is a predicted model, not a curated record.
UUACAAACGUCCUGGGAUCGUCUGUAGCUGACAAGUUGUUGGAAAGCAAAUAUGUCUCUGCCAUUGUCCUUGCUGAUAUGUCUGUCAGUCUUCCAGCUGUGUUUGGGAGCUCCGCCUGAGAAGAGACACAUUAAAGAACAGGGUUGGACUGAAAAACGUCCUGAGUCAAAAGAUGUUCAGAAGGCAGCUCAAUAUGCUGUAGAAAUGUUCAACAAAAAAGCAAAGAACAAGGUGUUCUUCAAGCUGAUCUCAAUUACCAGUGCUAAAUCCAAGGUAACCAAUAGGAUCAACUUUAAAAUCAUUGCAAUCCUCAGAAGUACCAUAUGUCCUAAGAUGAAAACCAUUGACUUGAGAAACUGCAUUUUGGGCAAAGAGCAACUAAAGUGCCAGUUUGUUGUGACUUUAGACCCCGGCAACAGCAAAUAUUACCUGAAAUCCAAGAAAUGUCACAAAGUUGCAAAGAAGGGUUAAUUCUUUUUUACAGUGUCAAGAUAACCUGAGAUCGUCCCAUUACUUCCAUGCUGAAUUUUUUAGGUAAACAGUCACAAUACAUGAAGUUACAUUUAUAAUUAAUUACACAAAGUAGCAUCUAUAACCAAGGGUAUAAUCAAACUUCAAUAAAAUCUCUGAGGUUGUGUGUUUCUUUUGUCUCAUGCAAACUUUACCUUUAAAUUCUAUUUCUUUUUUAAUUUAAUCAUAAGAAAUCAUAGUCAGGCAGAGAGGGAGAUAGUUGCCAAGCCAUGAAACAGGAACAGCAGGCUUUCUGAUAAGACGAAGAAAGUUUCUAGCCUGCAGAUUUAUAGAAAUAUGUGUGAGACUAUUCCUUAUUUCAAUGCAAGAAAGUUUUAAAGGCUGAAGUCUAAACAAAUUGAGUAAUUUAAUAAAACUUAAAGCAAAAUACUUAUAUUGAUAAUGUUUUCUCUUGAAAGAAUGAACAACUUUGGUUUCAAAAAAUAAGAAUAGUGGAUGAUUCCUGUUUUCUUGUCAGAAGAACACCUAUAAUUACUCACAUGAUGAUUAUAAUAAAAGUAACUAAUAAAGCAUGGUUAACAUAAUAUUAUAAAUGACUGCUAAAUCAGAAGCUAGAGAGGUUAUAGAUGUGAUUUUGAUAAUGAACUUGAAAUGACGUAAAAUGUGUAACUGCAAUUAAAGAUCAUUGAUGUUGUGUUGGAGGUAGAUAGUAGGUGAAGGAUUAGGGAAAAGAGGAACUGAAAGGAGAGCAGAGAUGACCAACACCUCAGAGUUAGCUGAUUUGGAAACAGAUUAUUGUAACUCAAACUGUUGAAAGAAAAAGAUUGUGCAGGUAAAGGGUUUAGGGUGACUUUUGAACACCAGGACAUGAACACAGACAUCAUUGUCUCUAAGACAAUGAUGGAUAUGAGAUCAUCUAUCCAAGCAGACAGCCAGCAAAACAAGCAUGACAACAGUGCCAACCAAUGCAAGUUUAUAUAUAGGGUGGAGAAAUGCUAUAAAAACACUAUAAAAUGUCAAUGCAAAAGAGGAACCUUUGGUUGGAUUCUCUAGGCGGCUUUGAGCCACAAUUGAGAUGGACAAAGAAUUCUGCAGCUGAAGAAGAUCCAGGGCCACAGAGAGCCGAAAACCUACCUUGCAACAUGUGGCCUCAAAAUGGACUUCUCUCAUCAUCUAAAUUCAGACCAAUAAACGUUGAUGUAAGCUUUAUCUGUUUUUUUGUGACAUUAUGGACAUUUGUAGUGUUUGUUUUAACACUACCCUAGCCCAGUGAUGGUGCAAUAAUACACUCCAACCAAUUUUCUGACAGAAGACUAAACUCCAUCCAGAUUCUAUUUGGAAAAUCUAUCUGCUUUUAUGGUGACUAAAUGUAAUUCAUAUUGGUUACAACAUUAGGGGAAAUUUAUCCUCACUGUUUUAUAACAUGAGGUUGUCGGGCAGGCAGUUUUAAAAUUGUUUCUCUUUGUUGCUAAAUAGAUACUUUUUAAAUUUCUAUUUUAAAAGUUCUGGAAGACUAUAUCUGUUUUCUUUCCACUUUAUCGUUUCACUUUUGCCACUUUGUGAAUAAAUUGCUUAAUCUCC